Molecule: messenger RNA, 2204 nt
Organism: Misgurnus anguillicaudatus (oriental weatherfish)
Lineage: Eukaryota; Metazoa; Chordata; Actinopteri; Cypriniformes; Cobitidae
Source: RefSeq, a predicted model, not a curated record
AUGUAAUGGUUUGGCAGAGAUAAUGUGAGAAUUCAAGCUAAUCUGUGUUUAUUCCCAUGAGACAAUCACAUUUGUGUGGCUGUUCAUUUUGCAGUAUGCCCCAACAGAGUCCAAGUCAAUUACACCAGAUAGUCAUUUAGAGAGACGUUUAUUAUGCACAACAACCUGCAUGCACAAAACACCAAACAAGUAAAAAGUCUAUUUGGUUUCUCAUCUUAUGCAUUUAUAAACAACAUUGCAUUGCAUAUUACAGCCCAGUACAGUCAUAUCCUUACACUGAGUUAUGUAAAUGAGCAGACCCUGAAGUGUUUAAAUGAGGGCGCAACUGUCUUUUUAAAAGGCAGUGACAUGUAGCGACACCUCCACCCCUUUUUUAUUUGGCAGAUGAUGUCACUGUGGCUUUCCUUAGACCUUGGACAAAUGAUGUGAGCCUCUGUGUGGAGUUCCUCCUCUUUACCUCUCUCUCUCUCUCCCUCGCUCUCCCUCUGUGUCUCCAUUCUCCAUAUCAUACUCCACUGCUCUCUUCGUGAACAGAGGGGCUGCCGGUGAGGAAACUUGACUCCGUCCCCUCUUUUCUUUCUCUUUUUUCUAUCUAUCCCUCUUUUAUCCUCCAGCAGCGAUGUAGUCCUCUCUCUAACUUUAACAUCUCUUUGGCAAUGAAGCCUUGACUGACAUCUGUCACUGGACAUCUGUGGAUUUUUCCUUCCUUCUUUUUCAAAGUCGUCUCGUUCCUGUGUUUCCUUGUCACAUCUGCGUGCCUGGACCAUGGCCAUGAAGGAUAUCGUGCUCCCCAUCAGUGAGGUGUCCAGUCCGUACCCAGAGGUCGUGGAACUCAACGUCGGUGGCCAGGUGUACGUCACCAAGCGGUCCACGUUGGUCAGCGUACCUGACACCACCCUCCACACCAUGUUCACCCGCUACGCCCCGCAGGAACUUCCCCACGAUAGCCGAGGGCGCUUCUUCAUCGACCGCGACGGCUUCUUGUUUCGAUACGUUCUGGACUUCCUAAGGGACCGGCAGCUGGUGCUUCCCGAACACUUUCCGGAGCGAGAGCGUCUGCAGCGCGAAGCCGAACACUUUCAGUUGGGGGAACUGCUGAGGCUACUGGGGCCACGCGUGGCCAAGCAGGGAUCUCUAAAUGAUGAGGGCUGUCAAAGUGACAUCGAGGAAAGUUCUCAAAGUAGCGAGUUGGUGACUCGAACCGGAAACAUCACAACGCACCAUGCGACUUUCUCCUCCGGCCUCGACAAGAGGUCAGGGUUCAUUACGAUCGGUUAUCGUGGAUCGUACACGAUGGUGAGGGAUAACCAAGCUGACGCUAAGUUUCGCCGCGUAGCGAGGAUCAUGGUGUGCGGGCGUAUUGCUCUGGCGAAGGAGGUGUUCGGGGACACACUGAACGAGAGUCGAGAUCCAGACCGUCCGCCGGAGAAAUACACCUCACGCUUCUACCUGAAGUUCACCUACCUGGAGCAAGCGUUCGACAGGUUGAGCGAAGCCGGGUUCCAGAUGGUGGCCUGCAACUCCACGGGAUCUGCUGCUUUUGUUAACCAGUACAGAGAUGACAAGAUCUGGAGCAGCUACACAGAGUACAUCUUCUUCAGGCCUGCUUGCAAGUCAGCAUCCCCUAAGCUUGAAUGUGAUGAGCCCAAGUGUGGGAAACUGCUGGAUAAGGCCAGUGAGAGCGGAGCGUCACUAAAUGAGCUCUCCACCUCCAGCUCUGAGACUCAUUCUGAAGCCACUUCACCCCAGGACGGAGGACCGAUCCUGGUGUCACGCGGUGAGGUGGUCGGGGAAACCAGGGCCCCUUGCGGAGCGCUGCGUUCCGUCUCCCGGCCUCCGAGCACUCUCACUCUGGGUCGACCACCAAAGAAAGGUUCCUCCGUGCAGUGGAUGGAGCUACCGGAAAAGAGGAGGAACAGCGAGCUCUUCCAGUCCCUCACCAGUGGCGUGGGUUCGAGGGAAGGUAUGGGGUGCGGUCUGACCCGAAGGAAAACCUUGGAGAGGCCCAGUGCGGAGGAAGAAAUGAAACAGUGUAUCCGAGAGUUUCGAAAGAUCAGGAUCCCGCCGGCAUUCCCGGAGCGCAAGCGGCAGUGGCAGUCGGAACUGCUUCAGAAGUACGGUCUAUAAAGAAACCUCAGGGGGGAUGUUUUACAUGUUAUGUUUUGUUCAAUGAGUUUGGAAAUGCUUAAAGGCCUUGAUGCACA